This is a messenger RNA of Anopheles cruzii, 1296 nucleotides long. RefSeq names its product L-dopachrome tautomerase yellow-f2-like. Gene Ontology annotation, cellular component: extracellular region. The transcript is spliced from 4 exons. The coding region runs from base 1 to 1296 and encodes 431 amino acids. The record is from RefSeq and is a predicted model, not a curated record. Lineage: Eukaryota; Metazoa; Arthropoda; Insecta; Diptera; Culicidae.
AUGGUCCGUAAGCUGAUCAUGAUGUUAGUGGUGGCGUUGGUGUGUUUAUCCGAUUCAGGAUUACAAACCGUGGCAGGAGAAAAGCUUAAGCUUGUCUACCAGUGGUCGCAGCUGGGAACCGGUGGCAAUAGUUCCCAAUCAGGAUUGCCACGAGUAACGUUCGCUUCAAACAUUGUGGAAGUCAGUGACGAACGGUUCAAUGCUUACGGCAACAUCCCAAUGGGAGUGACACACCACAAAGGGUUUCUGUACGUGACAAUACCUCGUCGACGAUCCGGAAUUCCGGCAACGUUGAAUGUCAUCGAGUUGGCACGCAAUCCGUCGGUGAACAAUCCAGUGAUGGAAGCUUACCCUAAUUUGCUGGUCAACACGUUGCAUCGGGAUUAUGCGGCUGAUCCGAAGAGAAUUGUUUCCGUCUACCGAACUCAGGUUGACCGGUGCGAUCGUCUUUGGUUCGUUGACACUGGCUAUCUAGAGUAUCCGGGCACUGCUCGCCGCCAAGUGCAGCGACCCGCGCUAUGGGUUAUCAAUCUGAACACAACCCGCAGUGUGCGGCGCUUCGAGAUUCCUCCUGAGAUGGCCGAGUUCGGGUACGGCAUUCCGAACGUAGAGGUCGACGUCGAUCCAACCGACUGCGAGCGAACUUACGCUUACAUGCCGGACUACGAAUGGCAGCGGUUGUUCGUGUACGGCCUAGUGGAGAACCGGAUGUGGCGCUUCGAGCACAACUACUUCUCGUUCGAACCACGGGGUGGUGAUUUUAACAUUGCCGGCCAUCAGUUCGUGUGGCGCGAUGGUCUUUUUUCGGUCGCGGUCGGUGGUUUACGGCACGCGAAUUCAACCGAAAAAAUCGUCUAUUUACACUCAAUGUCAUCCGUUAGUGAGACGGCGGUCUCGAACCGGGUGCUGCAGAACGAAACCCUAGCUCGCCUCGGGAACGACGCGUAUGUAAGAGCUUUCCAGCAUCUGGGAGAGCGGGGCCCGAAUACACAAUGCUCAAGCCACGCUUACGACACGCGGACCGGAGUGUUGUUCUACGCAGAAAUUAACCGAAACUCGAUCGGAUGCUGGAACACCAGCAAACCGUUUUCUCCGGAAAACCACGGCAUUGUGCAUCUGGACAAUGAGGAAAUGAUUUAUCCGGCAGAUUUGAAGAUCGACGUUAACGGUGAACUUUGGGUCAUCUCUAAUCGGCUGCCUAUCUGGAUCUACUCCCAGCUAAACGUAACCGACGUGAACUUUCGCAUUUGGCGCCAGACGGCUUCACGCGCCAUUGCCGGUACAAUUUGCAGUUAA